CAAGGAGCAGUUUAAUAAUUGCAAUAUUUUGAAAUGAAGCAUUGUUGUUGAUCAUCACGAUGCGGGACUGCAAGUGGUAGGUCUUCAAAAUGGCGUCGGAGGAAUGGCAGCAGUGUGCGAACUGGCUAAUUCGUUGCAAAAUUUUGCCAGAGGAUCAUCGAGCAACACUUCCAGACGCCGAGAUUUUUGACUUAGCACAAGCUUUGAGAGACGGUGUUUUAAUAUGUCACUUACUUAACAACUUAUCACCUGCAUCUGUGGACGUCAAGGAUUUUAGUCCUCGUCCGCAACUUUCUCAGUUUUUGUGCCUGAAGAACAUCAGAACUUUCCUGCAGACAUGUAAAAGGGUGUUUGGUCUGCGAGAUGCAGACCUGUUUGAACCCCAAGACCUCUUUGAUGUCAAAGACUUCCGAAAGGUUCUGAUGACAUUGUCUCGUCUGUCAAAAACUGAUACUGCACAAAGUCAUUAUAGCGGUUUCCCACCAAACCACAGAACACAUCGAGCGCCUCCCCUCCCUGUGGCAGAUGACGAUGAUGAGGAUAUCUAUGGUAACCUACCUCGGAUGGCACUUGAAAAUGAUCUAGACGAUAAUGAGGAAAUUUAUGACAAAGUUUAUCAAGAUGACGAUGAAGAAAUUUACGAGGACUUAUGCGCUCGGAGACACAAACGAGGGUCACAUCCUGUAACUAGUCCAGAACAAUUACUGCCCUCAGAGUUACCUCCCCCUGUUACAAAGCUUGACUACUGUGUGAAAGAAAUUCACGACACGGAGAAGAACUACGUAGAUGCUUUGACCAUGUUGGUGCAGCACUUCACAAAGCCACUGAGGGAUGUGAUACCGGCUACAGACCGCGAUGUGAUAUUUGCACACAUAGAGAAAAUGUUAGAGAUUCAUACAGCCCUAUUGGUGGAGCUGCAGCAAGCCUGUCAAGUUGCAUGUUCUGUCGCAACUGGUUCGGGUAGCAAAAUUGCUGAGGUUUUCAUCAAGUGGAAGUCAAAGCUACUCGUAUAUGGCGACUACUGUUCAAACCUACCGAAGGCACAGGAAAAAAUAGAUGACAUUCUUAAGCGAAAUGACACAACGGUUAAAGCACAAGUAGAGACCUGUGAAAAACGUGCAAAUGAGGGCAAGUUUAAGCUACGUGAUUUAUUACAUGUUCCUAUGCAGCGGGUCCUGAAGUAUCAUCUCCUUCUUCGGGAGCUAAUGCGACAGACGAACAAGAAUUCAGAAGACAUCCGUACACUUGAGGCUGGCCUCGAGGCUAUGAUGGAUUUGUCGCUGUAUGUGAAUGAAGUUAAAAGGGACAACGAAACACUGUCCUUGAUAGCAGAGAUACAGAACAGUAUUGGUGAUUUACAAAUGCCUGCACAAACCUCACUUAAGGACUAUGGCAGACUUCAGAAGGACGGUGAGCUGAGGGUGCGGGCCCAUACAGAAAACAAAACAAAAACUAGAUAUAUUUUCCUUUUUGAUAAAGUCAUGCUCAUGUGCAAAUCAAAGAUGGUGGAUAAAUUUUUGUGGGGGGAGACCUAUAAUUACAAAGAAGCCAUAAUUCUGGCCACCUUUAAAGUAGAUGACAGCCAGUUACCAAAAGAGACGCCGGUGAAGCGAGGGGAUAAGUGGAAUACAUUUUCUUUGGUGCAGAAAGAUAACAGAACAGUAUAUACAUUUGGUGCCAAAACAGAAGAUAUGCGGUCAAGAUGGAUAGAGGCCAUCAAAUUAGCAUUAGAAAACACACAGCCACCAGAUCAUCCAAACUUUGUGAUGCAUACGUUUGAAAAGCCAACAGAAUGUUAUGUGUGUGCAAAGCUUUUACGUGGUGUGUUUUUCCAGGGUUAUUGGAACGCAGAAAAGAAGCAAGGUGUUCACAAAGAAUGUAUAGGAAAGGAGAGAGAAAGAGGAGCUGGUGUCUCAGUGCCCCCGAUUCCUCCUCGAGUUGUUGAAACGAAAGAGUCACGGAGACUCAGCAGGGUGAAGGCCCUUUGUGAUUACAUAGGACAACCAGCUCCUGGAGCGGGAAGGAAUGUCCUGUCAUUCCGCAAAAACAUGCUCAUAGACAUUAUCAACUGUACGGACCCCCAGUGGUGGAAGGGCAAGAUAGAGAUUGUUGAGGGCUGGUUCCCCCAACAUCUAGUGAAAGAAGAAAAGCUCACGCGGAAGGAUUCCUAUGUGGAUGUACAGAUAAAUGAAAAUGGACGUGUAACAUCACCCCCACGGCCCCACGCUCAGGGGGGCGAGGGCUACGUCAACAUAGAGGACAGGGGUCUCACAACGUACAAGUGGUUUGUGGGUAACAUGCAGAGGGAAACUGCUAUUGACCGACUCAAGGGGCUGCAAAAUGGAACCUUCCUCAUACGAGUCAGUGAAAACCCAGGCCGUAAGGGCGAGCUCUCCCUGAGCAUCAAAUAUGAUAACCAAGUACGCCAUAUCCGAGUGGAACGUAACGCAGAAAAUUACUUUUUCUUGGCGGAUACCAACUUCUUUAAGUCCUUGCCUGACCUGGUCGAGUACUAUCAACAUAACUCGCUCAAGGACAGCUUCCCCGGAGUUGAUACAACCCUCAUACAUCCUUUCAAGUCACAGACAGGAGGGGCUACUGGACCAGGUCCACGUUGUCUUGGUUACGCGGUGGCUGUGUAUGAUUACGCAGCCACAGCUACGACACAACUGUCUCUGAGUCGGGGCGACAGAGUGGCCAUCUUCAGCAAAACAGGAAGUGACAAGGGCUGGUGGAAGGGAGAGCACUGUGGUUCACAUAAAGUUGGAUACUUCCCAUUGGCAUACGUCAGAGAGGAGGAGGACGAAUGAUAAGGCAAUUUGACCUCCAAAGGUCACAAGAAACUUAGCACCCCCUGGUGUUGGAUCGAAGACGCUGUUGUUCAGGGGAGACAAUCAGUGGGGAUAUAUAAAUCACCCAUGUAAUGGGUCAUCUGCUUAUGUAUCAUGUGAAUAUUGGAUUAAUAUUCCAUAAUUUAUCAUAUUCAUCUUAGAUAACCACCUUUAUAUCUGUCACUGUGGACAAGGUCUGGAGGACGGCUCCAGUGGGAGGUUAUCAUGGCUCAAAGCUAUGUAAACUCAUGUUUGAUGUCAAUAGUGUACAUAUGCAGACUUUUCUCACUUACGACAUGUGAAGUAUACAUCAUCCGUAUAGUUUGUGAUACAUAAUGCACAGUGUCGUAUGGUCAGAGUACAAACAAUAUGUGACAUAGCACACAGUAUUUGUGUCAGUGUACAGAGUGGCGGUGUAAAGUGUCACUGUACAGAGCGUUGGUGUACAGACAGGGUGGCGGUGUACAGUGUCACUGUACAGAGCGUUGGUGUACAGACUAUAUGAGGCAUGAAACACAAAGCACUGCAACCUAGUACACAGAGUACCUUAACAUGGAAUUUGUCACCAUGCAUAAGGAAGGUGUUACACGGUACUUCAAGUACAUGGAACGUGUGAUAAUAGGCAGGCGAUGUGUCCAGGACUGAUAGCAAUAAUAAAUACAAACUGUCUUUAUUAUAUAAAGAUCUAUUGAGCAUUGAUUACAUAUAUACAUGAGUGAACUAAUAUUCUAACAUACAUAUUGCUGUAGAUAUUACAUUAUCACCACUCCAGCCCACCCAUUUUGUCUUACCCAUCACUGUACCUGGUAUUCCAUCUAUGGAAAUGUGUUACAUCUGUUCAGUUAUUGUAUACAUGUACUACUGUGUACAAUACAUCAGUUACUUCAUUAACUUAACCAUUAUGAUCGUUAUAUUUCUAAUUUAAAGAAAGCAAGAGACAAAUUCAUUCGGCAGAAUACUUCAAUAUUUUCACUGGUGUUAAGUAUUGGUAUUCUGUCUAAUUGCUGAAAUAUCAUGAUAAACAAGAGGAAACUUAUAAGCUCCUCUUAAUACUCUAGGGUGAAGCCAAUGUUUAGAAUCACCUGUCAUUGAAUACCUUGUACAUAAACCUCAACUAACCAGCAAACACAUGGACGUUCAUGGAGAUCCCUUUGUUUACAGAGCUAAACAGUGAUAACAUAUCACAGAUGUGCUAUAUAUAGAUAUUUAUAUAAUUAGGUAUGUGUUUGAGCAUUGUAUUUAUAUAUCUUUGCUUACACAUUCAAACAUAAUUUGGUCCUUUAUAUGCUAGACAUAUAGAGAAGCAACACAUCACAUUAUCAGUGUGAUAAACUAAUGGAUCUGGCUUAACUACCAUUGGUAUAUGUGUUAGUUACUGCCAGAAUUAUACUAGAGUAGGAUUCUAAUUUUACUGUGGUCAUUUGAUAUGACAUUUGUUACCCCCGUCUGAUAGAGGACUUAAGUUUCCAUUGCCACGUUCUACUCUUGUUUGAUAGAGGACUUGAAGGAUCUUUCCCUAUCUUGAGAGUAGGACAAUGAAAUUUCCCCCCCAAGAAGAAAUUCAAGACCGUUUAACCCCAGGCUACUUAAACCCGAAGUAUAGACAGUCAAAAAUCUUCUCUGAGGGUAGAGAUGUCUCCUACCUUCAAGAUAGAGAUUGAGCCUUUUUCUCCCUGUUUUUCCUCAAAAUCACUUUUUAUUAGAAAAAAACCAAAAGCUGAUGCAUUGAUUGCAUAGUUUUCAGCAAACCCAUUGAGUUAUCUUCUGUAACCUGCUGUUAUUGACUAAUGUCAAUGCAAUGUUGAUGUGAUAUCUUAAAUAAAUAAAUAUACACCAUUUGAUAUAGUUCUCUAUCUAGCUAACAUAAGCCAUUCUAAAGCGCUUU
Mizuhopecten yessoensis (Yesso scallop) is the source of this 4716-nucleotide messenger RNA. RefSeq names its product protein vav-like. Gene Ontology annotation, cellular component: cytoplasm. Gene Ontology annotation, biological process: regulation of GTPase activity; cell migration; intracellular signal transduction. Gene Ontology annotation, molecular function: protein binding; guanyl-nucleotide exchange factor activity. The transcript has 32 exons. The record is from RefSeq and is a predicted model, not a curated record. Bases 90 to 2810 code for a protein of 906 amino acids. Lineage: Eukaryota; Metazoa; Mollusca; Bivalvia; Pectinida; Pectinidae.